AUGCCAACAGUACCUAGACUAAACCACACAAAUACACGAAUAGACCCAGGUUCUGUCGAUUCCAUACUUGAAAUCCUCCAAGAACCAGAACAGCGCACGCUUGUGGCUGACAAAUACGCCAAUUCCAAAAUUAUCGAUGCAGAAGUGAAAGCGUACGCCAAACUUGCUGGGAGUGAUUGGACUUACUACAUCAAGAAACUAAGUAUAAACAUAGGCCGAUCACUGCCCCAUGAUGGCCCCAAACAGGACAAUGUGGAUAUAGACUUGUAUCCGAAUCCGGCGGUUUCUCGACAACACGCAAUUAUCAGUUAUAACCUCCAUGUUCGAUGUUGGGAAUUGAAAGUGGUGGGCCGAAACGGAAUUAAGGUGGACGGACAUAAGAAUAGUACUAGUGUAGUGGCCCUAAGGUCAGGAUGUGUUAUAAAUAUCAUGGGAACAGAGAUAAUGUUCAUUGAAGCUAAUUCAAACAUUACUAUCCUGCCGAGAUUUGCGGCUUUGGUUGAACUGAUAAAUAGAAAAUCAGUGUUGUUGAAAGAUGAUACCCCACCACCUUACACAUACACCACAAUGAUCGCUCAAGCAAUCUUGGCAGAUCAAGAGGGAUUGUUACCAUUUGAUAAGAUAUACUCGUGGAUACUAAAUCACUAUCCUUAUUAUGAAUGUACACGAACAACUACGUCACUACAUAAAUCAAUUGCCCAUACCCUCAAUACCAACAAGGCAUUUGAAUCAGUCAAUGAAAACCCCAGUGACAAGACUCUCGCCAAAUGGCAGAUUAAUGAAAAAUAUAGAAAUGAUUUACUACUGUAUAUGCUGUUGGAAUAUCAGUUUACUAAGUUCCCCACCAUAGCCAAUUUUCAAGAUGCUUCGCUAAGACUUAGUAUACGCAAAUCAAAUCAAUAA
This is a messenger RNA of Spathaspora passalidarum NRRL Y-27907, 903 nucleotides long. RefSeq lists its product as uncharacterized. Gene Ontology annotation, biological process: regulation of transcription by RNA polymerase II. Gene Ontology annotation, molecular function: DNA-binding transcription factor activity, RNA polymerase II-specific; protein binding; RNA polymerase II cis-regulatory region sequence-specific DNA binding. The transcript has a single exon. Bases 1 to 903 code for a protein of 300 amino acids. The record is from RefSeq and is a predicted model, not a curated record. NCBI's taxonomy places the organism in Eukaryota, Fungi, Ascomycota, Pichiomycetes, Serinales, Debaryomycetaceae.